UGAAGUACGCAGCUUAUCAACUACCUUAUCAUCUCUCACGCCUCUCCCUCCAUUCUUUAACAGUCACCAACUUCUUUCUCUCUCUCUCUCCCUCGCACACAAAUGGCCUUAGCUUCCUUCUCCAAUCUCUCCACACAACACUUGUUCUCUCACUACAACCACCCCUCUCUACAAACCUGCACCAUCACAAUCCCCCAUGGAACUCUCAUCUUCUUCCCUUCCAAGCUCAAACAUUGCACUUUCAUCACGUCCACCGCUCAUUUCUUCCCCACUACAGUCACAGCCAUCUCCAGGGUUGGUCCUAGGAUCGGGCCGCCCUUGGCCAUCUCCUCAGCUGGGGAUGGUGGCAGGUCGUCGGGGAGCGGCGGCGGCGGCGAAAGUGGCGGCGGCGGUGAUGAAGAGGAGGAGGAGAGGGACCGCAAUCGGGAAGAGGUGAUGGUGGCGCUGGCGGAGGCUGGCAGGUCGCUGGAGAGUUUCCCGGAGGAUUUGGCGGCGGCGGUUACGGCAGGGAGGGUGCCGGGUUCGAUAGUGCGGAGGUUGUUCCAGUUGGAGGAAUCAGCUGUGUUGGGGUGGUUGCUCAAGUUCGGAGGCUUCAGGGAAAGGUUGCUGGCAGAUGAUUUGUUCUUAGCUAAGCUUCUCAUCGAGUGUGUUGUUAUCAUCUUCACCAAGGCUGCUGCAGAAUUGGAGCGCCGUAAAGAAAAAUUCACUAAGGAGCUGAAUUUUGUUGUUGCUAAUGUGGUAACAGGCAUUGUAACAGGUUUUGUGCUUGUGUGGUUUCCUGCACCCACUAUUUCUCUCAAACCUCCUCUUGCAGUCAGUGCUGGGCCCAUUGCUAAAUUAUUCUAUGGUUGUCCUGAUAAUGCUUUUCAGGUGGCUUUACCUGGAACAUCGUAUACCCUUCUACAAAGAAUAGGUGCUAUAGUGCGGAACGGCGCAAAGCUAUUUGUAGUUGGCACCGGUGCUUCAUUGGUUGGCAUAGGUAUAACAAAUGCAUUGAUCAAUGUACAGAAGGCUGUUAAUAAAACAUUUACUGCCGAGGCUGAGAAUUUACCUAUAAUAUCAACCAGUGUAGCAUUUGGAGUUUACAUGGUUGUAAUUAGCAACCUCAGGUACCAAGUACUUGCAGGAAUUAUUGAACAACGGAUUCUAGAACCACUACUACACCGAAACAAGCUUAUACUAACCGCAACAUACUUUACCAUUAGAACUGCCAAUACCUACUGGGGUUCGCUAUUGUGGGUGGAUUUUGCUCGAUGGGUUGGAGUCCAGAAGAUAAAGGAUUGAACAUUAUUUUUUGCCAUACUGCAAACCUUAAACUAAUUCUCCAUUGUUAUUAGAAUUUGACAAGAGAGACUGAAAAUCUAAUGUCGGGUGUCAAUUAAAACUUGACGUGUUGAUACGUUAACAUUGACAUGUAGGAUCGAAUUUCCUGAAUCCAGCUCCAAGUCAAAGUAUCAUACAUUUAUAUUUUACAAGGACAAAAAACAUAUUUAAAAUGUUACUGAGACAUAUUCGAACCAUUUCAAUAUUUAUGGGGAUAGAAAA
This is a messenger RNA of Glycine soja, 1545 nucleotides long. Its product is annotated as protein RETICULATA-RELATED 4, chloroplastic-like. Lineage: Eukaryota; Viridiplantae; Streptophyta; Magnoliopsida; Fabales; Fabaceae. The transcript has 9 exons. The record is from RefSeq and is a predicted model, not a curated record. Bases 103 to 1284 code for a protein of 393 amino acids.